Molecule: messenger RNA, 4307 nt
Organism: Triticum aestivum (bread wheat)
Lineage: Eukaryota; Viridiplantae; Streptophyta; Magnoliopsida; Poales; Poaceae
Exons: 27
Coding region: 328-3960 (1210 amino acids)
Biological process (GO): DNA damage response; regulation of DNA-templated transcription
Molecular function (GO): DNA-binding transcription factor activity
Source: RefSeq, a predicted model, not a curated record
CCCCCGCGGAGCUUCCAUCUCUUCUUCCUCGAUCCCUCCCCCCUCCCAAUCCCUCCUCCUCCACCACCUCCUCCCCUCCCUCCCCCGCCGCCGCGCAUUUGCUGGUCUCGGCGAGGGCCGCUCCUCUGCACGCGUGGGUGGCGGCGCCCUCGCCGGCGUCGUAUCCCGCCGGCCCCCGAAUCUCCGGCGAGCCGCUCGCGCCCCAAGCCCGAGCCCGGUGAGGCCUGCUGCUCUAGGUUUUCCUGCCACCCAGAGUUACAGGUAUACUGGUUUUGAUAUGGAGUGAUUGGUGGAGCUGGUCGUCCGGAAGCUCUGCUGGUGAAUCCGAUGGGGAGCAAUGAUCCUAGCACGCCGCCUAAGGCUUCAAAGCCACCAGAACAGGAGCAACCUCCAGCUACUACCUCUGGCACUACAGCUCCAGUUUACCCUGAAUGGCCUGGCUUUCAGGGCUACCCAGCGAUGCCACCACAUGGGUUUUUCCCCCCUCCUGUUGCUGCAGGCCAGGCUCAUCCAUAUAUGUGGGGAGCUCAGCACAUGGUGCCACCUUACGGGACACCACCACCCCCCUAUAUGAUGUAUCCACCAGGAACAGUAUAUGCCCAUCCGACUACUCCUGGUGUGCAUCCAUUUCAUUAUCCUAUGCAAACAAAUGGAAAUCCUGAACCUGCUGGAGCUGCACCAGGUGCUGCAGAAACGAAUGGGAAAAAUGAGCCUGGCAAAACAUCUGGUCCAUCUGCCAAUGGGGUUACGUCCAACAGUGAAAGCGGAAGUGAUAGUGAGAGUGAAGGAAGUGAUGCCAAUUCUCAAAAUGAUUCACAUUCAAAGGAGAAUGAUGUAAAUGAAAAUGGCAGUGCUCAGAAUGGCGUAUCUCAUUCAUCAUCGCAUGGAACAUUUAAUAAAUCCAUGCCGUUGGUUCCAGUACAAUCAGGUGCCGUGAUAGGAGGAGUUGCUGGUCCUGCGACGAACUUGAACAUAGGGAUGGACUACUGGGGUGCAACUGGCUCUUCACCUGUUCCUGCAAUGCGCGGCAAAGUACCGUCUGGUUCAGCUCGAGGAGAGCAAUGGGAUGAAAGGGAACUGAAGAAGCAGAAGAGGAAGCUGUCCAAUCGGGAAUCAGCGCGCAGGUCCCGGCUGCGCAAGCAGGCCGAGUGUGAAGAGCUCGGGCAGCGGGCUGAGGCUUUGAAGUCAGAGAACUCGUCCCUCAGGAUCGAGCUCGACCGGAUCAAAAAGGAGUACGAGGAGCUCCUUUCGAAGAACACCUCUCUCAAGGCGAAGCUAGGGGAGACCGGCGGCGGCGGCGACGCAGUCCCCGACAUGAACGAACGGGGCGACACCAACGGCGGCAGCCACCAGAAGGAUAUGUUCGAGCUCACGUAUAUAGCACAGGACCGAAAACCCCAGGAGGGCGCGUCGUCUGCCUCUCCCAAACGCCCAGCCCCCCCCCCCCCCCCCCCCCCCCACCACCACCCUCGGCCGCGCUUCCUUCCGCCGCCGCGGGGGAGACGAGGCGAGGCGCCCGCGGGGAUGGACGGCGACGGCUUCGACGACGGUUGGUGGGAGGCGAACCAGCAGUACCUCGACAACAUCUGCCGCGAAGCCGAGGAGAGCUCCGCCUCCCGCAACCCUAGCACCGCCACCCCCGCUCCCGACCCAGCCGCCACCACCCAGCACCACGCGCCGCCCUCCGCCGCCUCGUGCCCUCCUCCCUCCUCCGCCGCGUUUGCCGCUCCCCUCCCCCGCGUCCCCGCCGCCUCGUACCCUCCUUCGUCCUCCGCUGCAUCUGCCGCCGCUCCCCUCCCCCGCGCCCCCGCCGCAUCCGCUUCCCCCCUCUACCGAGCCCCCGCCGCCUCCCCGUUCACGCACCCCUCCCACGUCCCCGCCUCCGCGCCCCGCGCGCCCCUCCACUUCUCGCCCCCGAGGGAGCUCUCCCAGCGCGUCCCGGACAGCAGCUGCGGCGGCUUCUCUCCUCCGCGGGAGUUCUCCCAGCGCCCCUCCUCCUCGGUGGCGGCCGAGGACAGCGACUGCCAGAUCACAGGGGCGGCGGGGCCCGACCGGCCCAGGGGGGCGCCGAGGGAGAGGGAUGCCAGGGCGCUGAGCCAGGCCCAUGGUGACCGCGUCAAGGCCGUGCCGCCCAGGGGGAGGCUCCCUAGGGCGGCCAAGGAGAAAGAGAGCAAGUCGGCCGAGGAGCUUAGGAGGGAGCUGGAGCGUACCUUGAAGCAGAUGAAUGACUUGAAAAACGAGCACAUUGAGCUGAAGAAAGGCAUGACAGAGAAAGACCUUGAAAUCGAGGCCAAAGAAGCAGAGAUUCAUAAUCUUAAGAAGGCAAAUGUCAGAGAUAUUUCUAGUAGGGAGAUGGAUAUUGAUCAGCCAUGCCAUACCCCUGCAAAUGAGGCUUUGCAUGCCAGGGGUUCUUGUUGGACAUCCACGAAGAGAGUAUGUUUGGAGGAAAGCGCCCACCCUGAAUUAGAAAGGAACAAAUCUAAGGACAUUAAGACUAAAGGAGUCCAGACAGAUCUUCCACUGAACAGUGGACAUCUUGAGCGCAAGAAAGUAUUAAUGAAUAACAUCUCUAGCAACCUAUGUGCAAUCUGGGGCAGGCCAGCUAACAGUAUGUUAGGGAGGAGUUUGAUCUCGAAGAUCCUUGCUUCUUGCUCAGAAGAAAUGUUGACACUUUUCCAAUCUGCGAGAUUGCCAGACAAGUGUGAAACCUCUACUGAAGCGAGCUCCUCCAUGAAUAAUGCUGUUUCGGAAGUAUAUGAUAUUAUUGUCAAGAUGAAUAGUGACACCAUACCUAUACAGACGCUUCUUGAAGCAUUGCUAAAUCUGUGUGUUGUUGGUAAUGCUGUUGUGGUCAGUAGAGCACUGCGGAUAUUGCAUAGCAUCUUGCAGAACUUGCUCACUCAUGGAACCAGGUCUAACCAAAGGAAUAAUGUUUCUAUUGAGACGUAUGUUGACAAUAACAUGGAAAUCGAGAGGAACAAUCAAGAACACAGUUCUGCUUUGCUGAAUACGCCUGACCCAGAGGAAGACGGACUUCACAUUGGAAAUAUGUUUCUUCCUUCUACAUUCUGGACUCCAUUCUUCACUGGAGUGCUACAAAUUGCGCUAAAAUAUUCGGAAGAGGGUAUUCGUGUUGAUGCAUUAUCCAUAAUGAUUCUCACUGUAAGGACUAGUGAUUCCAAAGGGGAGCGUGAAAAAUUUGGAUUUAUUUCUGUAAUGGAAAGCUUGCAUCAGUUGCUGCAGAAAGAGAAUGCAUUGCUUGUAAAGAAGCAUUCGGUGCAUCUACUUUUCUUGCUUUUGAACUGCCCUGCGAUGUUGAAGAUGCUUUGCAGUGGAGGUAAAGAUGGUUCUGAACUGAUGGAAACUGUUGGAUGUGAAAACGAACCACAGCAAGCUAUAAACUCAGUUCUUAAGGACUUGUCUGAAUGUUUGACUUGUGAAGCAACAACUUCUCUGGAGCUCAAGCUUUGUCGGCUAGUUGUGAAUCUAUUAGCGUUCAUAGCUUCUAGUGGCAAAUUGGGAUAUGAAGUGCUUCUAGGUUCAGUGACUGCCCACAGUUUUCUUGAGUUGACCAUGGAAGUCCUUGCUUCACAGAUGGAAUGCAAAGUUGAUUUUUCAACCGAGGUACAUGAGCUAUUGAAUGAAAGGUAUUUGCUGAUGAGAGAAGUUCUGAUCCUUCUAAACCGACUAGCCUCGCACGCCAUGUUUUCAAAGCCAACCCUGGAGGUGCUGAUGGGGAGCAAGCGGUGCGCGGGGUUGACAAUCGACAUCGCCAACCGGCUGCCCCAGAGGAGCAAGUACCCCUUGAGGCAGCUAAACCCUCAGAUGGCGAAUGAUCUCGCCGAUUUGGCCCAGAAGUUCCGUUCGCGGGUGUACGGUUUCCUGGAGGAGCAACAACAUUCGACAGCUGAGCGUUGCGAUACAGGCGCCUCGGGCAAGCCUCCGAGAGUUCCAAGAUAACUGGGUGUGGACAACACUGUAACAUUGGAAUCAGCCGGGGCGUAUAUAUCUCUCUAGUUAGUAGAGAUCUCUUGUUUGGCGCUAACCGUACUAGGGUCUUUCUGUUUGGGUUGGCUGGGGCGAGUAAAUAACUUUUUGCUGGUGUGAUGUACAGAGGGUAGGGUCCGUGAUAUAACUCGCCAUUUUGGGGGCAACGUAAGCCUGCUAAACAAGGGGAAUGUAUUAGCAAAAUUUUCCUUCUCACCGCAAACGAUCGUCUCUUUUCUGUAUUGGAAAUGAAUUGGCAGCUAAGUUUUGCAAGAUGGCUAAUUUUGCUGAUUUAACAAGUAACUACAUUUUCCUCGCAA